Messenger RNA from Gekko japonicus, 2019 nucleotides. RefSeq names its product claudin 7 (gene CLDN7). The record is from RefSeq and is a predicted model, not a curated record. The transcript is spliced from 4 exons. Gene Ontology annotation, molecular function: structural molecule activity. Bases 20 to 664 code for a protein of 214 amino acids. Gene Ontology annotation, cellular component: bicellular tight junction; plasma membrane. Lineage: Eukaryota; Metazoa; Chordata; Lepidosauria; Squamata; Gekkonidae. Gene Ontology annotation, biological process: cell adhesion; bicellular tight junction assembly.
CCGCCGCCCCCACCCCGCCAUGGCCAACUCGGGCUUGCAACUGUUGGGCUUCGCGCUGGCCCUGCUGGGCUGGAUCGCCACCCUGGCCGCCACCAUCCUGCCCCAGUGGCAGAUGUCCUCCUACGCCGGGGACAACAUCAUCGUGGCCGUGGCCCUCUACCAGGGCCUCUGGAUGUCCUGCGCCUGGCAGAGCACCGGCCAGAUCCAGUGCAAGGUCUACGACUCCGUCCUCGCCCUCCCCGGCUCCCUGCAGGCCACCCGGGCUCUCAUGGUGGUCUCCAUCGUCCUGGGGGCCGUCGCCAUGGGGGUGGCCACCAUGGGCAUGAAGUGUACCCGCUGCGGAGGCGAAAACAAGGUGACAAAGUCCCGGAUCGCCAUGACGGGGGGCAUCAUCUUCCUCGUGGCAGGUCUGGCCUCUCUCAUUGCGUGCUCGUGGUACGGACACCAGAUUGUGUCGGACUUCUACAACCCCUUGGUGCCUGUCAAUACCAAGUACGAGUUUGGAUCUGCCAUUUUCGUUGGCUGGGCUGGUGCCGCCCUGGUCAUCUUGGGAGGCGCCCUCCUCUCCUGUUCCUGUCCUGGAAAAAACGGCUCUGCCUACGGCCGUCAGUACCCCCAGGCCAAGCCAAUCUCCAAGCCUCCCAGUAACAGAGAAUAUGUCUAAUCCUGGAGCAGCUGUGUGCGCCAGCCCUGCGGUCGGAUCACCCCCUCGCCCACCCCUGGGAUACCACAGACCUCCCCUGACCCCCCUCCUCCGUGUCUGGGGAGGUCUGGACUCUGCCGUGCCUUCGGCCCCGCCAGAGACAUUUUUAAUAGCCUUCGUUUGGCACCCAGUUUUUACCUGACGUCUUUUAAAUUGUCCGUGUAAUUUUUACCAAGUGUAAAUUUUUACCAGUGUAGUUUUUACCCGGGGAGAUGUACAGAGCAAAUCACUGCUCAGCAAUAUGUGUGGGGUCUGGGCCGAUUUGGUGGGGGUCUUAAUUUUAUCUGGGGAGGGGGGAUGUUCUGUGCUCUAGUGUGCUGUUCUCAGUUUAGGAUGCAUUCCUGUGCAAAAAAACUCCACCAACCCUGUAGAAUCGGUAUCAGAUUUGAAUAAUUUACUCAGGGGUAUGUGGAAUCAACGGCAGACAGGAUUAGCACAGGAUUAACGGAUCGAUUGCUUUUUAAAGGGUUUCAGUGGUUGCAGAUCUUGAGGGGUUAGGUAGAUUAGAGAAUGCGACAUUACCGAGUGGUGGGUGUGCCCUUUGACACCAGGAAGCUGAACCCCAAAGCCUGGAGAUCGAUCAAGCAUGGAGCGAGGGCCCCUUGAGUGUUUACAGAGCAACCCAUCACAGGGCAUUUAUUUUGGGGGAAACGCAUACAGUCCUAUUGUAGAAUCCAAAAACAUAACCCAUUUCCCCAUGGGGCAUUAACUCGGGAGGGGAGGGGACAGAUAGGAAUUGGGUAUCAAUGAAGUUCAUUUUUUGGGGGGGAUGUGUAUCAUUUGAGGGGAGCAGGAGAAGAGCUUAUAAACAGUUAAAUUUUCUGUGGCAUUAGAUCCCUAGUUUAAACCCCGAUGUUCAGGAUUCACACUGUCAGAAGAGAAGGGUGCGCACCACUUGAUUUGCAGAGGUUCUGGUGCAAAUCUUCCUCCAAUUGACCAUCUAAUUCAAAAAGAGAGGGUUGAUUUUUUUUAAGAAACAGACCAUCUUUGCUUCAUCUCUAAAUGCCGACCACAAACACUGACGCCUUUAACCUCCACCAAGGUGUGCUGACACCUUUCUCUGUUUUCAGACAUCAUCUGCUUUCCUGAACUUAUUCCCCCCCUGCAUUGUUUAGUGAAGGGGGGGUAGGAAAGGGUGAAUAUUUCCCCCCUGCUGGUAGAGCCGUCAAGAAGGGGCCCGCUCCUGGAGCAAAACCGUUCUUAUUUUAAAGCGCUGUGACUCAUUAGGGCCGUUUGCGUGUUGUGUUUUUAUCGUCUAUUUGUGAUGCUGGGAACUGAUAUUUUUUUUGUACAUAAUAAAUAGACGUUUUUUGAGA